UUAAGCAGCACGAGGUGAGAGAGGAUGAGCGGCUCGGGAAAGGGAUUGCUGGGCAUGUGGCUGUACAGGAGGGACGAGGAGUGGACGGUCAAGGAGGGCAGUCCUCUGCACAAGCGCCACGACGUGAGUGAACGAGACAACAAAGUGGUAAUAUAUUAACCCGUGUUUGUUGGUCAUACGAGUGUGAUGAACGUAUAGGUGGCGAGGGUCGAGAAUAAGGUGCCGGGCGACAACGCUACCAAUUCCGUGGUCUUCUCCUUGAAGAACCAAGUUGGCGGGCUCGCCCGAGCGCUACAAGUUUUUCAGGAUCUCGGGGUGAACGUGGUGCACAUAGAGUCGCGGAAAUCCAUGCGCCGGGACUCGGAGUACGAGAUCCUCGUGGACGUGGAGUGCGAUCCCAGGCGAAUGGAGCAGUUGACGCGGAUGCUCGGCCGCGAGGUCGCUGCCAUCAAUCUCGCCCAGUACGAGCAGAUCGGUAGCGUGCCCCACCCACCGCUUUCGGCCGCCCCGAGCUUUGAUUUCAGCGAAGUGGACAUGGUCUGGUUUCCCCGAAAGAUAGCAGAUCUGGAUAGGGCUCAAAAAGUCCUGAUGUACGGCACGGAACUCGACGCCGAUCAUCCCGGUUUCAAGGAUCCCGUCUACCGCAAGCGCCGCGAGCAAUUCGCCGACAUAGCCAACAACUACAAACACGGGAUGCCGAUUCCAAAGGUCAAAUACACGCCGGAAGAAAUCAAAACCUGGGGAACGAUUUUUCGCGAGCUCCAUCAUCUUUAUCAGAAGCACGCUUGCAAGGAGUUUCUGGAGAAUUGGCCGAAACUCGUCAAAUACUGUGGAUACAGAGAAGACAAUAUACCGCAGUUGCAGGACGUCGAUGCUUUUCUGAAAAAAAUGACGGGUUUCCAACUGCGACCGGUCGCCGGUUACCUGUCGCCGCGUGACUUUCUGGCGGGACUGGCCUUUCGCGUCUUUCACUGCACUCAAUACAUCCGCCACUCGUCCGACCCUUUCUACACACCCGAGCCGGACUGCUGUCACGAGCUCUUGGGACACAUGCCGCUGUUGGCCAACCCGAGUUUCGCGCAAUUCUCGCAAGAGCUCGGCCUCGCCUCUCUCGGCGCGUCCGAUGUGGACAUCGACAAGCUGGCGACCCUUUACUUCUUCACCGUGGAGUUUGGACUGUGCAAGCAAGAAGGGGACCUACGGGUGUACGGGGCUGGUCUACUGUCGUCGAUCGCCGAACUGAGACACGCGGUCGCCGCGCCGGAGAAGACGCUCCCGUUCGAGCCUGACGUCACUGUUAAGCAGGAGUGUAUUAUCACCGCCUUUCAAAACGCGUACUAUUACUCGGACAGCAUCGAAGAAGCCAAGGAAAAAAUGAGGCAGUUCGCGAACCAAAUAAAACGGCCAUUCGGGCUGCGGUACAACCCGUACACGCAGUCGGUGGAGGUGUUGACGGACGCGCAGAAAAUAACGGCCGUGGUGAGCGAGCUCCGGGGCGACCUGUGCAUCGUGUCCAACGCCUUGCGAAAAAUCCACGAGCAAGACGACAGCGUCAACGUCGAGAAGAUCACGAACCUGCUGACCCGGGGUAUCGACCUGCAACUCGAAACCGGUAACUCGUCGAGUUCCGCCAGCGACUCGGACGAUCUCGACAAGAGCCCCAAUCGCGACGACGAUCGCGAGCCUCGGCAGGCUCCCGGCUCCAUUAAAUAAGACCUUUAUACACUUGCACUAUUUACUUUUGCUCGUGCCAUAUAAUAUUACACAGUAUUUAUUUCGACUAUGAUAUAUAAAUAAGCUCUUUUUCCCCAAAAAUCAUUGCACAGUAUUAUUCACAGCCGGCGUACGAUUGGCUGAUUGUUUAUUUGGUAUGUAUUUUACACGGCGCACAUCAUGCGUGCAUACCUAUAGGUAUGUCUAGUCGGUUCAACGUUCAACA
Copidosoma floridanum is the source of this 1939-nucleotide messenger RNA. It is a transcript of the gene Trhn, whose product is annotated as tryptophan hydroxylase. Gene Ontology annotation, molecular function: iron ion binding; tryptophan 5-monooxygenase activity. Gene Ontology annotation, biological process: serotonin biosynthetic process; aromatic amino acid metabolic process. The record is from RefSeq and is a predicted model, not a curated record. NCBI's taxonomy places the organism in Eukaryota, Metazoa, Arthropoda, Insecta, Hymenoptera, Encyrtidae. Gene Ontology annotation, cellular component: neuron projection.